AUGGAAGCAGUCGGUCUUGCUGUUGGGAUUUUCGGAGUCGUCAUCGCAUUCAAAGGUGCCAUUGAAACGGCCUUGAUCCUCGAAGACUUCUUUAGUGACGACCAGCAUGAAUCCAGACACUUGGCGCUCCGAUACCACAUCCAGAAAUGUCGGCUCAAGGCAUGGGGUGACCACUGGAAUGCCUACGAUGAGCAACAUUGCACUUUAGGCACCAGAACCAAUGACUUUCACAAGGCAGUCCAGCUGAUUUUGAUUGAGAUCAAGAGGCUCAAUGGCAGAGCGGAAACAGUGAUUUUGAAGCACGACCUCGACAAGGAAAAAUCGAGAUUGAAACGGAAAUUUCGCUGGGAGAUCAGGGCGAAGGCUGAAUUCAAAGAUCUUGUCUCAAGCUUUCAGGCUCUCGUCAACGACUUGGAGAGUUUUACAUACCCCUCAAAUCAACUUCAGUUGCUCACGAGGUCAUUUUUGCCCGAGAUGCUUGCUGAGAUACGAAACAUCAAAAUGCUCGAAUCUCUAGCUGAGCACCCUCCGGCCGGCGACCGGACCCUGGCUUUGUCUGCCAAGGCAAAGUUGCUCCAGGAUCAACUCGAGCCAUCGCGUAGCACUAUCAACACCGCCAUUUGGCUUAACAGGCUGAACUUUGACACCGACCACAAUGAUAACUUUGGUCUUAUUAAGGAGACGGAAUCUAAGAACCGUCCCGUCUGGAUUGAGUGGACGAUACUUGACCAAGGUCCUGAACUACAACUCUAUCUUGCUCGAAUAGAAGGGUUAGGGCGUCUACUGAAACAAGUUAGCGAACCAGCUUUACGCCUUCCCCCCUUCUACGGCAUUUAUGAUGAUUUGGACUAUGAGCUGGAACAUGGCCAUAAGCGUGUCGGAUAUGUCUUUGGCGCCCCUGAACCGGUUUCCGACUAUGAUGGGAGAAUUCACACUUUCAAAAGCGACCUCGUAGCCACUCCACCCAUAACAUUGAGAUCAAUGCUUAUGGCUGAAGGUGCAGACCCGCCGGUUCUGGGAGACCGCUUCCGACUCGCGUUUACUCUAGCUUCCGCAUUUAGUCUCUUUCACGCUGCCGGCUGGCUCCACAAAGGAUUGCAUAGCGACAGCAUUCUGUUCCUGCAGGAAGAGGAUCGUACUAUCAGCGUGACUGAGCCAUUCAUCACAGGUUUCCAAUAUGCGCGUCAACAGAAUCAGGCCUCUCUCUCCCUCGGACCACUAGGGAACAAGAAGUUCGUGCACUAUUAUCAUCCAGAUGCCGCCAGAGGCUUCUCGAAGAGGUUAGAUCUGUAUAGCCUUGGUGUCGUCCUCUGUGAGAUUGGACGCUGGGCCGUGAUACCCAGUAAGAUUUCGGACGCUAGGUUAAGGAAGCUUGUUACAAGAGAGAACUGGCGCAAUUACAUUUUGGGGUCCCGCCUUAAAGAGCUCGGUUGGCGAAUGGGAAAGCAGUACCAGGACGCCGUCCGGGUAUUGCUUGAAUGUGAUCUGCCGGAUGACAAAAGUAAAGUUGGGCACGCAUUGUUUGCACAGGAAUUUCAAAAGAAAGUUCUUCAGCCUCUAAGUCGAUGUAACGCUUAG
Molecule: messenger RNA, 1578 nt
Organism: Colletotrichum truncatum
Lineage: Eukaryota; Fungi; Ascomycota; Sordariomycetes; Glomerellales; Glomerellaceae
Product: protein kinase
Source: RefSeq, a predicted model, not a curated record